Molecule: messenger RNA, 516 nt
Organism: Rhizophagus irregularis DAOM 181602=DAOM 197198
Lineage: Eukaryota; Fungi; Glomeromycota; Glomeromycetes; Glomerales; Glomeraceae
Source: RefSeq, a predicted model, not a curated record
AUGAAUAUUAAAGAUAUUAUCAACACAAAUUAUGAGGAAAAUAUUUUACUUAAUAAUCAAAAUAGUGAUUCUAAGAUGAAUAUUAAAGGCAUUACCAACACAAAUUAUGAGGAAAAUAUUUUACUUGAUAAUCAAAAUAGUGAUUCUAGGAUGAAUAUUAAAGAUAUUAUCAACACAAAUUAUGAGGAAAAUAUUUUACUUGAUAAUCAAAAUAGUGAUUCUAAUGUAAAAGAAAAUGUUUAUUCUGAAGAUUAUAAUAUUAAUUCUGAUAUCAAUAAAAUUACUUUAGAUAAUACUAGCAAAUUAGUUGGUUUAUUAACACAUACUGAUAUUAGUAAAAUUUCUAACUCUACUUUAAAAAGUAAUCUGAUUUGUUAUGAAGCAGCUAAAGAUUUUACAAUUGAAUUACCAAGGUCUCAAGUUUUAAGGGAUUUUGUGGAUAUUAUUCUUAUUAAUGAUGAAACACAUUUCAAAUGGAAACAAACUGAUGAGUCAGUUUAUGAAAUAGUAUCUUAG